GUAUGUAAGUGUGUAUAUAUAGAGAGAGAGAUGGAAUGGGAUGGGGUGAGGGUGAGAAAUAAAGAGUUUUACCUUGGUUGGAACAGAAGAAAGAAACAAAACAACCCACAGACAAUGGAUAAUAAAGAUAAGAAAAAAAAGCAAUCUAUGACUCCAUCUGAGAACCAUGAAACGAAGCUUGCAACAAUACCACCACGAGACCUGAAAAUAGUAUGGGGAUCUGAUGACACUCAGUGGACAAUUAAGGAUCCAAACGACGAUGAACAGAGCUAUGCAGAAGCAAUCAAAGUGACAUGGCUUGAAGUAAAAGCAACAUAUAAGGGGGCAAAACCAGGGAGCCAUUAUAAGAUUGGGUUCAACAUCAGCCUAAAUUCUGAUGCGUUUGGGUGGGAUAGCAGUCCAGUGUUCAUGAUGGCUAAGGUUGGAGAAUCGGGAUACUACACUUGGAAGAGGAUUUAUUUCAAUAUCAUCGAGGCCGGGAAGUCGCCUAUCAACUUUCCCAGCAAUUUCGAGAUCAGUGUUCCAGUCUCAGCCAAGGACACCACCCUGUUCUUUGGCCUUUAUGAAAUUUGGGGUGGCAGAUGGAAGGGAGGCUUGCGCAUUCAUCAUGCCUUUGUUACCAAAAUUUGAUCCACUCUCCUCUCUUUCUUAAUUACUCUAUAUCUAAACUUCACACUACUCUCUAUUUCUCUAUGCGUGACACCACUGUGUUCUUUUUUCUUUCACUCUUUGAACAUUGUAUGUUACCAUCUAAAUAAUCCAUACAAUCUCAUUUAAACUCCA
Molecule: messenger RNA, 783 nt
Organism: Cucumis sativus (cucumber)
Lineage: Eukaryota; Viridiplantae; Streptophyta; Magnoliopsida; Cucurbitales; Cucurbitaceae
Product: protein PHLOEM PROTEIN 2-LIKE A9
Exons: 3
Coding region: 31-630 (199 amino acids)
Source: RefSeq, a predicted model, not a curated record